AUGCUUGCCCAGAGACUCGGUCUGCAAACAGCGCGCCGCUUGGCGGUCCGCCAAUCUUCGCUCCUCUCGUCGCGCGCUCCCCAGGUGCUCUCUUCCGCCGCCCUGGUCCAGCAAAGACACGCCGCCUUCCAAAGCGUCUCGGACUCGGAGGCCUCGCAACAAAUCCUCGCCAAGCAGCGCCUGAACCGCCCCGUCUCGCCUCACUUGGGCAUCUACAAGCCCCAGAUCACCUGGUACGGCUCUGCCCUCAACCGUGUCACCGGCGUUGCUCUGUCCGGUACCUUCUACCUCUUCGGUCUCUCGUACCUGAUCGCUCCUGCCUUCGGCUGGCACCUGGAGUCCGCCAGUCUUGCUGCUUCUUUCGCUGCUUGGCCUGCCGCUCUUGCCAUUUUGGCAAAGCUUGUUGCUAGCUUCCCUUUCACUUACCACUCGUUCAACGGUCUGCGCCAUCUGAUGUGGGAUAUGGGUAAGGGAAUCUCGAACAAGCAGGUCCAGGUCACUGGUUGGACUGUCGUUGGUGUCAGCGUUGUCACUAGCUUCAUCCUGGCUCUGAUCUAG
Aureobasidium namibiae CBS 147.97 is the source of this 558-nucleotide messenger RNA. Its product is annotated as cytochrome b560 subunit of succinate dehydrogenase. Gene Ontology annotation, cellular component: membrane. The record is from RefSeq and is a predicted model, not a curated record. Gene Ontology annotation, biological process: tricarboxylic acid cycle; mitochondrial electron transport, succinate to ubiquinone. Gene Ontology annotation, molecular function: electron transfer activity; succinate dehydrogenase activity. The transcript is spliced from 3 exons. The coding region runs from base 1 to 558 and encodes 185 amino acids. Lineage: Eukaryota; Fungi; Ascomycota; Dothideomycetes; Dothideales; Saccotheciaceae.